Molecule: messenger RNA, 4948 nt
Organism: Phycodurus eques (leafy seadragon)
Lineage: Eukaryota; Metazoa; Chordata; Actinopteri; Syngnathiformes; Syngnathidae
Gene: gucy1a1
Product: guanylate cyclase 1 soluble subunit alpha 1
Exons: 8
Coding region: 195-2213 (672 amino acids)
Biological process (GO): cGMP biosynthetic process; response to oxygen levels
Cellular component (GO): guanylate cyclase complex, soluble
Molecular function (GO): guanylate cyclase activity; heme binding
Source: RefSeq, a predicted model, not a curated record
GAAGCAGCAUCCAGGAGAACAUCGCAUCGCGCCUCGGAUGAGGUGGUUGAGGAUUUAGCGAGGGAGGGAUGCAAAAAUAAAAAAUAAAAAUACUACUAAAAUGCGCACACCAGAGGAUGGCAUUGUGGAGCGUGUGUCUGCAUGCACAAUGAGCUCAGCGCCUGUGGGGUGAGGACAUCGCAGCACCAGUGAAGAUGUUCUGCGCCAGGCUGAAGGAGCUGAAGAUAUCCGGAGAGUGUCCUUUCUCCAAAAGCAACCAGCAGCAGAAGGAAGAAGAUGAAGAGCAGCAGCAGCAGCGUGGAGAUGAUACCGGGGAGAGCUCCGCCGUGCACGGCAGGAGAAUUGCGCACCAUCCCGCUCCCAGACUGAGGAGCAGCAGAGCCAAAGUCAACCUACAUACGCUCGGAGAGAGCAUUCGCAAACUGGCUUGUCCCCAGUUUCAGAGGCUGCACGCUGCCGUCCAAAGAAUGAUGAGGCAAAGCAGGGAAUCUGAAAGCGUUGUAGUUUGUUGCACAGACUGCAGAGAAGAACCGGAGCAUUUAUUGGAGAUGAUGACCGCUCACUCGGCCAAAACAGCGAUCCCGAUGGAGGCCUUGAGAGUGUCUCUCGGCGAGGAGCUCUUCCACAUGUGCUACGAGGAGGACGGGCACAUUUUGCGGGUGGUGGGGGGCGCGCUUCACGACUUCCUCAACAGCUUCAACGUGCUGCUGAAGCAGAGCAACGCGGCCCGAGCAGACGGAGGGGAUUGUGUAAACCAAGCAUCCGUGCUUUGCUUAGACAAAGAUCCGGGUCUGCUCACUGUCCACUUCUUCAACCCUCGCGCCACCACCGAGCUCUUCUUCCCUGGGGUCAUCAAGGCAGCCGCCCGUCUGCUGUAUCACACCGCUGUGGAUGUGUUGAUGGACCCCCCCGGCGCCAAAGACAGCAUCCUUCAAUCCAACCCGCAGCACAGUCUUCUAUACACAGUGGUUGUCAAGGGGGAUAAAAACCUGAGCCCCAGUCCUCUGCGGGCGACCUCAGCUGGGACCCUUCCUACCUCUCUGUUUUCCACUAUCUUCCCCUUCCAUCUCAUCCUGGACCAGGACCUGGUCCUAGUGCAAAUCGGACACGGGCUCAGAAAGCGACUGAGCAGGAAGGACGGACUUCGGCGUGCUUCGACCUUCCAAGAACACUUCUCCAUCGUGUGCCCUCAGAUCAAAUGUACAUUUCAAGGCAUCCUGACCAUGCUCAACACCCAGUUUGUCCUUCGGAUCAAGCACGGGGUCUCCGGAUCUGACAACACAGUAAAGCUCAUGGACCUCAAGGGCCAAAUGAUCUACGUUUCCGAGUCCAACGUGAUCUUGUUCUUGGGCUCGCCGUGUGUGGAUAAGCUGGAGGAGCUAACGGGCCGCGGCCUCUACCUGUCCGACAUCCCCAUUCACAACGCACUGCGCGACGUGGUCCUGGUCGGCGAGCAGGCCAAAGCGCAGGACGGCCUGAAGAAGCGUCUCAGCAAGGCCAAAGCGGCAUUGGAGCAGGCCCACCAGGCGCUUGAGGAGGAAAAGAAGAAGACCGUGGACCUCCUGUUCUCCAUCUUCCCCGGCACCGUAGCUCAGCAGCUGUGGCAGGGCCAGACGGUCCAAGCCAAGAAUUUUGAGCGGGUCACCUUGCUGUUUUCUGACCUGGUGGGCUUCACAGCCGUUUGCUCGCACUGCACGCCUAUGCAAGUGAUCACCAUGCUCAACGAGCUGUACACCAGGUUUGACCACCAUUGUGGGGAGCUUGAUGUUUACAAGGUGGAGACCAUUGGGGAUGCGUAUUGUGUCGCCGGUGGCCUGCAUAAGGAGAGUGACACUCAUGCAGUCCAGAUUGCACUGAUGGCCUUAAAGAUGAUGGAGCUUUCCGAUGAAGUCAAGACGCCAACUGGAGAACCAAUACAGAUGCGUAUCGGCCUGCACACUGGAUCAGUGCUGGCCGGUGUAGUCGGAGUGAGGAUGCCACGUUAUUGCCUUUUCGGAAAUAACGUCACCCUGGCCAACAAGUUUGAGUCGUGCAGCCAACCUCGAAAGAUCAACAUCAGCCCCACGACGCACAGAUUGCUGAAGGAGCGUCCAGAGUUUGUUUUCAUUCCCAGGAGCAGGCAGGAGCUUCCGGCCAACUUCCCGGAGGACAUUCCUGGUGUUUGUUACUUUUUAGAGGCCUCCUUCAAAUCUUCACAACUGAAACGGAAAUGAAGUCCAGCCGCCGCAGAGAGGCUCCUGACUCUUCUUUACGAACACUCAUAUCAGUGCUUCUAUAUUAGAGUUGUCCAGAUCUUGAUGUCGCUAAGUGUCUGUGUCUUGCGGUCAUUUCAAAAUGAAGUGGACCCCCGCUAUUAGCGAGAGAUGGAGACUGAGCUUUCCGCGAGUAAGUGACGCUCUCAUAAAAGUGAUUAUAAUUUCCGUAUUAAUCGUUUAAACCAGGGGUGUCAAACUCAUUUUUGUGGUGGACCACAUCGUAGGUAUGGUUUACCUCGGAGGGCCGUUAUGACUGAACUAGGGAUGGGCGAGUACCGAUGCCAGGUGUCGGCAUCGGUCUGAUACCGCCCACAUUUCAAGGUAGAUGGUACUUGCGAAUGCUGCCGAUACCAACCACAGAUACUUAAGGCAAAAAAACAAACAAACAAACAAACAAAAAUCUGACAUAAAGUCCUACACGGCAGUAGUUGGCACUACACUGCGACCUUUGACACAUCGGUGAUUCAUUAUGUGGGUCAGAAAGAAAGGUCUUUGUUCACAAUUAUCUGUCAUUGUGUGAAUUGAAAUUUGAUAUAUCAAAAGUACUCGUCAUAUUGGUAUCGGUCAGUAUUUAGGAGUGAAUACUUGGACUGGUUAUCAGUCCGAAAACAAGUUGUAUUGAACAACCUUACUAUGAACCCAUACAAAUGACACCCAAAUAUUAUUGCAUCGUUCCAACACAUUAAUGAAUAACUAGUUUUGAAAUUAGAAGUCAGUAAAAAAUAGUUUAUACAUUAGUAAUUCAGUAAUACUUUUUUCAAUUUAUUUUAAAGGGGGAUUGGUAAAAAAUAAAAAAUAAAUUAAAAAAGUAACAACAAUUCUGAUGAUGAUAAAGAAUUACUGUAGCAAAGCAAGUCCAGUAUAAAACAAAGAACAUUUGAGUUACAGGAGUUACAUCGAUGGUGCCGAUGCUGUGGGGCGGCCUGUGCUGUUGAGAAAUGCCGCUAGGCCAAAACAGCAGUUAUGCGUGCUUCGGUGUUUACUGACCUGAAGUGACAACACGAACUGGCGGUAGUAGAUGGGUUGUAAUAUAUUGCAAUACAAUAUCGUAUGUACUGCAGACGGUAUUUUCCCACGGGAAAAAAAAUUCGAUUUGGCGUUUUUCAGCCAAUAACGGAGGUAAGGUUAAAAACAAGAGAAAGGUGAAUUCACGUAUACAGGCGGGGGUCCACUGUGCAAUUAUGCAGCAUUGACGAAAACUGGGAAGUCAACUUGGACCCUCAACAUAAGAGCUCCAAUCUGAGAGUUUAACGUUGUUAUAAAUGCACCGCAACCAUCAAUGCACCCCCAGCUUCACAACGACACUUUCAAACAUAAUACACAAUGGAACCUUUGAGGUUUUUUUUUUAUCGGCUCCGUGACACUGGUUUACUUUCAAGUUGCUGUGAUUCCAAAACUAUUUUUUUGCCCAUAGCAAAUAAUGAAGUCAAACAAUUAAUUCUAGGCUAAAACCAUUCAACCUUAAUUAACCGAACUGUACAGGGAAUGUUUUAAUGGACAUUUGAACCCUCCCAACCAUCAUAGCAUAAAAAUCAAUUUAAAUUUUUGUUGAAAAAACUAAGCACGAAGUGUCACAUUACACAUGAGAUUUUCAAUUUGAAGUUUUGGUUGACUUUUAAGACAUGCAUUCUUUUUUCAGAUGUGUAUAUUAAACUCUAAAUUUCACCACUUUGGGGGUAUUCAACUUCGGAGCAAUGUUGUGUAUAAGUUAUGGUAGCAUUUGAACAAAACCCCAACAACGCAAUAAGUAGCCUGAUGCACUUCCUUAUCGCGGCUGUCAGCCAUUUUUAUUUCUGCCGUGCAAUCCGACCUUCUAAGGUCCAUUUAGAAAUAUCCCCUCCUCCCCAGCAGUCUUGAAUGCAGCAUUAAUACCGAGUUUAUUUUGAUUGGACCUCUAAAUAUCAAGGCAUCAGUGUUUGAUCGGACACGAGUCUUGUAAUAUUGUCCAUCUGUGCAGACAAUCACUGCAGGACGAGUCAGUUCUAAAAAUAUUAAUUUCAAACCCUAAUUUAAGGCACUGAUUUUCUUUCUUUAGACUGUUUUUGUUAUAUUUUAAAAAAAAUUUUUUUAUUAAGAUUGCAAUGCAAAAAGAAAUUAAUUAUACCAAAAAGUACUAGUGACAUAUGAAAAAAGUAUAGGUGACAAUUUAGAAUCUAUAUAUUUAGACUAUAUAGAUUCUAAAUUAUUUUCCAAUGCUAAGCUAGAAUGAGAACAAAAUAUUUUUUAACCUAGAUUUCUCCCGUUUUGGAACUUUCUGUCUUCCUGCUUUCACCUUGACAGGACUGGGAAAUGUUAACAACAACAAAAAAACAUUGAAUUGGCUCAGUGUAUUGUCAAUAUUUUGGAAAAGAGGUCAAAAACAUACAUAUCGACUUAUAAAGUUUUACAAUGUAUCUACAAUCAAGAUUCACAGAGCAGACUCAGGUGCCUUAUGGAAGCACGAUCGGACAUGUUUGUGUAAAAAAUAAAAAUAAAAAUAAAAAAAGUUGAUCACUGUUUCUUCCGAUAUGAAUGCAAGCCAAAUUAUUCCAUCAAAGUAUAUAUUUUAAAUACAUUCAUUAUACAUUCCUGUAGUGCAGUUUCCUAGUAAAGUAUUUUUACUGUUUUCACUCUACACGUUUAUACUCUAUUUAUUACAUUGUUUUCAUAGCACAAAGAGCAUAUAAGACAAGAAUACAAUGAAUGUCCUUCAG